Molecule: messenger RNA, 306 nt
Organism: Dovyalis caffra
Lineage: Eukaryota; Viridiplantae; Streptophyta; Magnoliopsida; Malpighiales; Salicaceae
Source: the annotation of a GenBank genome assembly
AUGAACUCCGAUCCUUUAAGAACGAGCUUCAAGCUCUCGUUCCAUGGUGAGACAGUGAGCGGUGAGCUUGAACAAAUACUCACAGAUACUGAAGCACCAUACUUUAAGAGAAUCCGGUCAGCUUCUUGGGUUGAACUGAGAUUGCUUUUCCAGCUUGCAGCUCCGGCAGUGAUAGUUUACUUGCUCAAUAAUGUUGUUUCCAUGUCUACUCAGAUCUUCUGUGGUCAUCUUGGAAACCUUGAGCUUGCUGCUGUCUCUCUUGGGAACACUGGUAUCCAAGUUUUUGCCUACGGCCUUAUGGGCUAA